AUGCUGCUUACACUGGCACUCCCAAAAAGGGAAUUCUCUUUAUUAACUAGUCCUCUAGCACCUGGAAAGCGUCUCUCCAACAUCAACGUCGAGAAUAUUGAGGAAAAUAGGCAUGCUCUCCUUAAUCUCAUCUUCACCCCUUGGUGCCCCCACUACCUCAGUGGAGUGAUCCUCUUCGAGGAGACCCUCGAACAUAAGAACAGUCAGGCAUAUAAGAUGUGCCUAGCUUGA
This is a messenger RNA of Linum tenue, 231 nucleotides long. The record is from the annotation of a GenBank genome assembly. NCBI's taxonomy places the organism in Eukaryota, Viridiplantae, Streptophyta, Magnoliopsida, Malpighiales, Linaceae.